ACAGCCAAGGUGUUUGGAUAAGCUACCUCGGAGCCCUUUCUACUUCCGGGAAAAUGGCGGUGGCCUGGAGAGGUGCUUUAGCGACUGCUGCUCGAGGUUGUUUGCGGGGCGCGGCGGCUGCGCUGAGAGCCCCCAGGAGCCAUAAGCGGGGGAUGGGCCUGUGGGUGGCCGCUGCUGUGGCAGGAGGUGUCACGUUGGCAGCCUCGCGUAAAGGGUGGACCGGCGGCGUCCUGACAGUCCUGGCUCAGAAAGAAGAUGUUCAAGAUGACGAGAUGGCUGAAAAGCUCUCCAUUCGAAAGAGACGCUUUAUGCAGUUUGCUUCCUUGCAGUAUGAUGGAGAAUAUUACAUGACUCCGAGGGACUUCCUGUUGUCAGUGAUGUUCGACAAACCGGGGCGUAAAACUUUGGCCAAGAAACUGACAAAAAAGGAGGUAGAUGCUACACUUGGAAAUGUUGCAAAGGCAAAACCAGGGGCAACCUUUUUUAGAGACCUUGGAGAUAAAGGUCUGAUCUCCUACACAGAAUACCUGUUUUUGCUAACGAUACUCACAAAACCACAGACUGGUUUUCAUAUUGCUUUCAAAAUGUUGGAUGCAGAUGGAAAUGAACAAGUAGAGAAAAAAGAGUUCUUUAAGCUUCAGAAGAUAAUUGGGAAGCAAGAUGAGCUGAAAGCAGCUUCAGGAGAUGAAAUAGUACGUCAGGAGCCAGAAUUGGAAGGUUCUGAUAUUAACACCAUGUUGUUGGUCCACUUCUUUGGAAGAGGAGGAAAAGAGAAACUUCAGUAUUGUGAAUUCUGCAGAUUUAUGCAGAAUUUACAAACGGAGGUUCAAGAAAUGGAAUUUAUCCAGUUUUCCAAAGGUCUCAGCUUCAUGGCAAAAGAGGACUUCAUAGAGUGGUUGUUAUAUUUUACUAAUGAGGAAAACAAUGAAAUUUACUGGCAAAAUGUGAAGGAGAGAAUCCAACCAGGAGAGUGUAUAAGUGCAGAGGAAUUUAAGACUUUCUGCCAGUUCACAAACCGCCUUGAAGACUUUUCAAUUGCCUUGAAAAUGUUUACUGUAGCAAACCGUCCUGUUAAACAAGCUGAAUUCAAAAGAGCUGUGAAAGUGGCUACAGGGCAAGAGCUCUCAGAUAAUGUUUUGGACACCAUCUUCAAGAUCUUUGAUCUCGACGGAGACAAUUGCCUCAGCCAUGCAGAGUUUCUUGGAGUUCUGAAGAACAGGAUGCAUCGAGGUUUAAGGGUUCCUCAGCAGCAAGGAGUCCAAGGCUAUUGGAAAUGCGUGAAGAGAGAGAGCAUUAAAGGAGCCAAAGAAGUCUGGAAACAAACUGGGAAAAGUCCUUUUUAAAAACAUCCUUAAAUACUCCAUCUUAGUCCUACGUGUCUAGAUUUACUUCUUUUUAAGUAUUACUGUUUAUAUGCUGGUGACAGUAAAUACAGUAUAGUACAAACAUUUCAUGCAGCUAAUACUGAAAGUAUUGAUUUUUCUCACUGUAACUUCACUUCUGUACGUUCAGGCUUGCCUGCAGGACUGUAACAGUACCUACCUGAGCAGUUAUACCUUCUAAGUCCAUUGACGUCUACAGGCUUAGAAGAGCAUAAUUCUGCUCAGGUAAUUCCAAUUCUCAGAGAUCUACCUUAUCAGAAUUCUUGUGAUGAUCGGAGUGCGCCGGGAAUUCAAUACAAGUUGCAGUUCUGAAUAUGCUGCGGGAAGACGCUAAAUCUUGUUCACCGUGCCCGAAAAUCUAAGAUGCCAAGGGCUAGGGAGAACAAAGCAUGAAACCUACACCUUUGGAGUGAAUUUCAUUCUUUUAAAACUGGUCUUGAAAUUAUAGAUUAGUGGCCCCUCUGACUUCACUAGCUCUGACUGAUUUCAAGAUUGCAACAUCAGUAAAUUGCAGUAAGUUUGUACUGGAAUGCCACUUCUGAAAUGCAGUUUCGAAGUUUUGCCCAGAAAAGCUUGUUUUGUGCGUGAAUUAUAUUUUAAUAUAUUCCUGCGUUUUUGUUCCUUGUAAUUUAUACCACUGUGGUUACCCUUGCAAUUGUGGUAGACUUUGGUUCUCAGUCCAGACUGGAAAUAUGGAAAUGUUUACAUAAAGUCGCAAUCUGUAAAUCUGUAAAUAUAGACUAAACGCUUCUGUGAAACAAAGUCUCUUCCUCUGGAUACAAAUGCAAUGACUUAUGCUUCUCUGGUUUAUCCUCUCGGUGACAAAAAAUGCAAAAGAUUUGCGGUCCUUUUGAAAUGCUCCAUUAGUACUGACAUCUCUUCACCUCAGAUGUUUCAUAACAUCGUUUUCCUUGUUUAGGUAUAAAAUAGCACAUUAUACUCCCGGUCUCUUUCCCCUAAUUUAGACUUUUGGGGACGUUUUUAUAAGAUCUGAUAGGGAUCGUGGGCAAUGAAAGGGCUUCAGUCGCAAUGCCUGAGCAUGCUGUGAUGUAAGGUAGCCUACUCAACAGCAUUUUGUUGCAAAAUCAGACAAGUGCCGUUGUGGCAUGGUCCUCGGUCUACCACUAACUAACUGGCCACCCUUUGUUCUCUUUUGCAAUUCUAAUCACUGUUUGCAACUAACACAAAUAUGUUAUCUAGCUUGCUAAUUUACUGGGUGGGGUGGGGUGUGGGGGAGAAUCCACAGAAGACAGCCCAAAAAUAGCCUAACUUGAAAUGAGUGUGUGUUAGCUAACAGAAGUAAUGAAGAGUAAUCCAUGGUGGCUGGUUGCCCCCAGUUAAAGAUAACCCCCUAAGCCUCUAAUUGCCAAUUCAGAGGCAGGCAAGGGUGGUGGUAGCAAAGAGACUUGCUGGCAAUCCAUUGCAGGGAUGGUGACAUUCUCCAUUCUCCAGGCUAGCCGUCAUUCUCCAUCUCUCCUCAGUGACCUUCGUGCACAACUAGCUGGUGAGUGGGCCAUGAGCAAUGAAGGCAAUUUUUAAAUGUUCCCUGUAAUUUAAACUUUUUCUUAUCUGCAGUUGUUGUUUUGACUGCAUGUGCGCAUGUCUUCAUGGUUAGGGAAUAUUAUACUUUUUAAGAAUUCUUGUGGCUCAUACAAGAGAGCCAGCAUGGUGUAGUGGUUAAGAGCAGGUGCACUCUAAUCUGGAGAACCAGGUUUGAUUCCCUGCUCUGCCACUUGAGCUGGAGGCUUAUCUGGUGAACUAGAUUAGCUUG
This is a messenger RNA of Sphaerodactylus townsendi, 3153 nucleotides long. It is a transcript of the gene MICU2, whose product is annotated as mitochondrial calcium uptake 2. The record is from RefSeq and is a predicted model, not a curated record. Bases 54 to 1343 code for a protein of 429 amino acids. Gene Ontology annotation, biological process: mitochondrial calcium ion homeostasis; calcium import into the mitochondrion. NCBI's taxonomy places the organism in Eukaryota, Metazoa, Chordata, Lepidosauria, Squamata, Sphaerodactylidae. Gene Ontology annotation, molecular function: calcium ion binding. Gene Ontology annotation, cellular component: uniplex complex. The transcript has 12 exons.